GCCAACCAUGACCUUUAAAGCUUCAGAUUAUAAAUACGAAUACUUCUCCGUGAGUGAGAUCCAAGAAGGAUUCAUUCAUGUUGUGUACAACCAUCCCAAGACCCUCAAUGCGUUUGCUGAACAAAAUUGGAGAGAUUACGGAGAAAUAUUCACCAGACUCGACGCCGAACAAGACGUCAAACUCAUUCUCGUUACUUCCGGUGUGGCUCGUUCCUUCUCUAGUGGAUUGAACUUGAAACAGGCAAUGGAAGUGUUUGACCCUAGUCGUACGGAGAAAGAAAGUGAAGCCCACUUGUUUACCCACAUCAAGGACUUUCAAGAUGCAAUUGGUGUGCCUGCCCGCAUCAACACUCCUACAAUUGGGAUCUUGAAUGGAAUCAACUAUGGGCUUGCCCUCGACAUUUCCUCGGCAUUCACCAUCAGAAUCGCCGUGUCCGAUGCCGUAUUCUCCAUUGCUGAGAUCAACAUUGGGAUUGCUGCUGAUAUAGGUACUCUCCAACGUGUCCCUCGUUUAGUCAACAACAAGUCUAAGUUGUUCCAGCACGCAUUAUUGGGUGACAAAUGGGGUGCCCAAGAGGCAUUGGAUUUAGGUUACGUAAGUUGCAUUGUUGACUCCAUUGAUGCCGGAAUUAAGAUUGCUAAAGCAUGGGGAGAAAAGAUAUGUGAUCUGGAAAGAUGGGCUUUGCGUGGUACUAAGCAACAUAUCCAGGAUAUUCUCAAUGGAGGCACCAUGGAAGAUGGAUUGAAGUCUAUUCAAAAGUAUAACGCUUUUCAUAUUGCUCGUGCUGGUAUGAAUACUAAGUUGUAAGCUUUAUGUAUGUGUAAUAUAUCCGGGUAAUCUUUCCCGAUUCG
Molecule: messenger RNA, 852 nt
Organism: Spathaspora passalidarum NRRL Y-27907
Lineage: Eukaryota; Fungi; Ascomycota; Pichiomycetes; Serinales; Debaryomycetaceae
Exons: 1
Coding region: 8-808 (266 amino acids)
Cellular component (GO): mitochondrion
Molecular function (GO): delta(3,5)-delta(2,4)-dienoyl-CoA isomerase activity
Source: RefSeq, a predicted model, not a curated record